AGAAGAGGCGUCAUUUGGUGAAAACACAGGAGUACUGAGCUGCUAUCGAUCACACGUAACACGGAGAAGGCAACAGGCACUGGGCUGCACACCAAACAUUUUUCAUACUGCAGUGAAAUGAGGGUAAAAUGGGAGCCAAAGAGUCAAGGAUAGGCUUCCUUUCUUACGACGAGGCCGUCAAAAGAGUCACGGAUGUGGAGCUCAAACGUCUGAAGGAUGCCUUCAAGAGGACCAGCGGCGUGUCCUACUACAUGACCCAGCAGUGCUUCUACAGGGAAGUGCUGGGAGAUGGGGUCCCACCCAAGGUGGCAGAGGUGAUCUACACCUCAUUCGGUGGCACCUCCAAAGGGCUCCACUUCAACAACCUCAUCGUUGGGCUGGUCCUGCUCACUCGAGGCCGAGAUGAGGAGAAAGCCAAAUACAUCUUCAGCCUGUUUGCCAGCGAGUCGGGCAGCCACAUCACACGGGACGAUGUGGAGAGCAUGCUGCGCGCUGUGGACGGCCAAGUCCCGCCUUCGCUCAGGAAGUGCUUCGCAGAGGGAGAGAAAGUCCAUUACGAGCGCUUCAGGAACUGGCUGCUCCAGAACAAAGAGGCUUUCACCUUCUCACGCUGGCUACUGUCCGCAGGCGUAUGCGUCACCCUGACCGACGACAGCGACACACCCACCUUCUACCAGACCCUGGCCGGGGUCACACACUACCUGCUCUUCCUGCGGCAGCAGCCGGCCACACGCACCCCCCAGUCCAACAUCUGGGUGAACAUGGGUAACGUGCCGUCCCCUAAUGCCCCCCUGAAGCGGGUGCUGGCCUACACAGGCUGCUUCAGCCGGAUGGGCACCAUCAAGGACAUCCACGAGUACCUGUCUCAGCGGCUGCGCAUCAAGGAACAGCGAGGUGCGGUCCUUCUGCUGCCUGGACAACAGAAUUACCUCACCCUCUUGGACGACGAGGAUCACACACUAGAGAGUCUGAAGAUUCCAGACGAGCAGCACUUAGUAAUUGAAGUUCGAAACAAAGAUAUGAGCUGGCCUGAGGAAAUGUCGUUCAUCGCCAACAGCAGUAAAAUCGACCGUCACAAAGUCCCCACAGAGAAGGGUGCCACGGGCCUGAGUAACCUGGGCAACACAUGCCUCAUGAACUCCAGCAUCCAGUGUGUGAGCAACACCAAGCCCCUCACGGACUACUUCAUCUCAGGGAGGCACCUCUACGAGCUCAACAGGACCAAUCCCAUUGGAAUGCGCGGUCACAUGGCCAAGUGCUAUGGGGAUUUGGUGCAGGAGCUGUGGAGUGGAACACAGAAGAAUGUGGCGCCCCUAAAGCUCAGGUGGACGAUAGCUAAGUACGCUCCACGAUUCAACGGCUUUCAACAGCAGGACUCCCAAGAGCUGCUGGCCUUCCUGCUGGACGCUCACGAGGACCUGAACCGCGUCCACGAGAAGCCCUACGUGGAGCUCAAGGACAGCGACAUGCGGCCCGACUGCGAGGUGGCCACAGAGGCGUGGGAUAACCAUCUGAGGAGGAACCGCUCCAUCGUGGUGGACUUGUUCCAUGGUCAGCUCAAGUCCCAGGUCAAGUGUAAGACGUGCGGCCACAUCAGCGCCCGAUUCGAUCCCUUCAACUUCCUGUCCCUACCUUUGCCUAUGGACAGCUCCAUGCACUUAGAGAUCACAGCGAUCAAGCUGGACGGCUCGACGCCCGUGCGAUACGGCCUGCGUCUCAACAUGGACGAGAAGUACACGGGCCUGAAGAAGCAGCUGAGCGAGCUGUGCGGACUCAAGCCAGAACAGAUCCUGCUGGCCGAGGUCCACAACUCCAACAUCAGGAACUUUCCACAGGACAAUCAGAAGGUGCGCUUGUCUGUGAACGGCUUCCUCUGUGCAUUUGAGAUCCCGGUACCGGGAUCACCUACCUCUGUCACCUCCCCAACACAAUCAGAAAGCACACCCACGGCCAAUGGGACAGCAGCCAACGGUCACAUUGGGAAACCCAGCCUGAUCCCCAACGGAAUACCAAGCACGGUGGUGCCAUGCUCCCCGGAGAAACCCCUUGCCAAUGGCAUUCCCAAUGGACACGCCGUGCCAGUCCAGGACAGCCCCUUCAUCGGUUACAUCAUCGCUAUGCACAGGAAGAUGAUGCGGACGGAGUUGUACUUCCUGUCCUCUCAGAAGAACCGGCCCAGUCUGUUCGGCAUGCCGCUGAUCGUGCCCUGCACGGUGCACACCAGCAAGAAGGACCUGUACGACGCCGUGUGGAUUCAGGUCUCCCGGCUGGCCAGCCCACUGCCCCCACAGGAGGCCAGCAACCACGCACAGGACUGUGAUGACAGCAUGGGCUACCAGUACCCCUUCACCCUGCGCGUGGUGCAGAAGGAUGGCAACUCCUGUGCCUGGUGCCCCUGGUACAGGUUCUGCCGAGGCUGCAUGGUGGACUGCUGCGAGGACAGGGCCUCCCUGGGGAACGCCUACAUCGCCGUGGACUGGGACCCCACCGCCUUGCACCUCCGCUACCAGACCUCCCAGGAGAGGAUAGUGGAGGAGCACUCCAGCGUGGAGCAGAGUCGGAGGGCCCAGGCCGAGCCCAUCAGCCUGGACAGCUGUCUGCGGGCCUUCACCAGCGAGGAGGAGCUGGGCGAGGACGAGCUCUACUACUGCUCCAAGUGCAAGACCCACCGGCUGGCCACCAAGAAGCUGGACCUCUGGAGGCUGCCCCCAGUCCUGAUAGUACAUUUGAAACGGUUCCAGUUCGUUAAUGCUCGCUGGAUCAAGUCCCAGAAGAUCGUGAAGUUCCCCAGGGAGGGCUUUGACCCCAGCGCCUUCCUGGCCCCGCGCGACCUGGAGAGGAGCCUGCGGGAGGAGGCCCUGAGGGUGGUGGCAGGGGCUGGAGGCGACGCGCCCUCCUCGGCAGCCAGUGGUACCAUCUGCAGCAUCUCCUCCGUCUCCUCCAGCACCGUCAGCAGCCUGUCCAGCACACCCAAAGCGUCCCCAGCGCUGGCUCGUCGGUCGGGCAGCCCGCUGAAGGGCUCCAGCCCUGCGGGGAGCCCCAAGACCGGUGGCAGUGGCGGCGGGCGUAAGCAGGGCCGCCUGCGCUUGCCCCAGCUGGGCAGCCGCCACCGGCUCUCCACCAGCAAGGAGAAUCUGGACAGCAGCAGCCUGAACGUGACCAGCGGGAGCGCGGGCAGCGCCACCAGCGGCAGCGUCAAGGAGAGCGGGCCCGAGCCGGAUGCCAGCUCCGUGACUGAGGUGGAGGCCUUCGUGCCCCUGGGGCCGGACGCCGUGACGACGACGGCGGCAGGCCAGGAGGAAGGGACGCUGGACUCCUGGUCGGAGGAGGCUUCCGGAAGCGAGAACGACGGGGUCGUGAUGAACGGGCUGGGGACGGACGGCGGCCACGGCAACACCAACGGCCACGCAGAGACCAACGCAGAAGUGGAGACCGCUCUUCACCAAAGAGACCAAAUCUGCCUGCAGCCUGUAUACAAUUUGUAUGCAAUCUCAUGCCAUUCAGGUAUCAUGGGAGGGGGCCACUAUGUGACUUACGCCAAAAACCCCAAUGAGAAAUGGUACUGUUACAACGACAGCAGCUGCAAGGAGGUGCACUCUGGGGAGAUUGACACAGACUCUGCCUACAUCCUCUUCUACGAGCAGCAGGGAGUGGACUACUCGCAGUUUCUGCCAAAGACUGAUGGCAAAAAGAUGGCCGACACCACAAGCAUGGACGAGGACUUUGAGUCGGACUACAAGAAGUACUGCGUCAUUCAGUGAUGUCACGUUCUUCCACAGAAGCACUUUACGCGUGAGACGCAGGCAUAGGCGAGGUGCAAGGCUGGCGAGGAGAGGGGCCGCCGAGUGUCAAGCACAAAGGGUCUCCUUCUUUUAAAGAAUCACAAGCUGAGUUUUUCUUCAUUGCUGACCACCAUGUUGGAUAGAGGUAACUUACAGCUUACUUAGGUGUGCGACUUUGCAGUGUGUCUGACUGACUGAAUGAAUGAGAGAGGAAAUGAAAGAACAAUAUUAUUUUUUAUUGUUGCCAAGUGAACAAAAGCACCCCAUUUUUAGCACGAAAUGGACCAACAUGAGCUCACUGUACUACUCACCAUAAAGCCCACUCCCCCUCCAAAAGAAUGUGUGUGACACCAUACACAUAGAUGUACACACAUCUAUAUGUAUGGUUGUGGGGAAGGAAGCAUGACAUACUUACAGGCCUGAACUGACGUGUCUCUUUAGAAGAAGCCUGCUGUCUGUGCUGUAGGCUGCCAUGGCCCGCCAUGACAAGCACACAAUCAGUAUUUGAAUAUCUGUAAAACUAACAGAAAAAGAGUAUCUCAUUCAGUCAUUGGCCAAACCAAAACAUUUUCCAAAGGUUUGCUUUUUAUCAGAUGUCAUACGUCACUACCUCAGUUUUCUUUUCAUUAUUUCUUUAUGAAGCAAAUUGUAAUAAGAAAAAUGAUCAGCGUGUCAUACCCACCGUAGAAAAUCAGUCACAUUUCUGAAGACUCUUUCUUUUUCUCCUGGGGCCCAUGGGACCAUUAAGCUCCCCAAAUCAUGAUGAAUGAAGAUGAAUUACAGUCAUAGUUUUCAGACUCUUUAACUGCCAAUUCCUCAUUUUGUGCUCAGAUGAACCAUAUUGACUCCUGAGGAGAAUUGAUUUGUGGUUAUUGUGGUUAUAACUUCAGUUUGAAUCUAGUACAGCAUGAGGAUAGGUGCCACAUGGAAUACAUCUCAAUGAAACAACAUAAUGUUAUGUUUAAUUUAUUGCUAUUUUUGUUUAUUUUGGAAUAUUGAUUAUUAGAGUAAUCUAUUUUUAUUUAUGUACUUUUUUAAGCACAGUUUGUUUGUUUGUUAGCAAGGACUUCUUUUUUUUGUUUGUUUGUUUUUUUUUUUCGCUGCAAGGACCGAAGUAAACACAUAUCAGUCUGCUCUGCCAUUUCACUACUAUGUAUAGCUUGGUCAUCUCAUCUCCGCUUAAUAGAAUGUCAACACUUGAUCCGUUUUCCCCUCCCUUCUUCGCGGAAGUCUCUUUGAUGCCACUGACUAAGAUCUGUAGCCAAAUGCACUCAAACCUGCUGUUGCUAGAUAUGGAAGAGGUUUUGUAUUGUCAAGCCAAAGUUUGAUACAAGUUGCCUGGAGAGAUAGGAAUGGCUUGCCCAGAGAUAGGAAGAGACUGGGUCUCACUGGACAUUUGGUAGAUGUUCUAGGAAACCUCAGAGUUUCUUUUUGUAGACCGCGGUUGAUGGAGACCUGUGCCGAAGCGUGGAGAUUGGCGGUAGCAUUUAAUUUGAAACUCUUAAAUCUGCAUCACCACUGUGAAGAGAGAUGUUGAACAACGAAUAGUGAAUGUUUGGUGGUUGUUAUUAUUGUUGUUGUUUUGCUUUCUGUAUAUUGAUGGUUGUAUGAUUCUAUGAAUCUCCUCUGAGGGGAGGGCAUUAAGCCUUACUGAGCUUGUAGAGAUCAAUGUGCCCCCCCCCCCCCCCUCCCCUGACACACACACGCGCGCACACACACACACACACACACACCACACACAGACACGCACCCACACGCAACACACACACACACACACACACACACACACACACACACACACACACACACACACUGAAGUGUUUUUGCUGCUGUAGGCCUACUUGUAGGGGUUUCAAAGUCAGAUGAAAGUGCUAAGCCUGUCAUGAAAAAAAAAUAAGCUUGCAGCCCUGUCUCAAAAUACAAUGUUUGAAAUGAACCAUAACCGCAGUACUGUAACUUAUUGAUGGUCAUGUUAUGGCACAUUUUUUUUUGUAUCCAUGUCCAACUGUUCGGAGAGCGAGAAAUGGUUGUCCAGUAUUUCAAAUCAGCACACAAUUUAAAGGGAGCACCUAGGAAGUCCCUCGGCCUGUCCACAGCUUUCAUAGGAAAGGGGUUUCCACACAUUCAUUCUCAGGCCUGGCCACGAAGAAAGGUUAUUAUGAUGUCACUAGACCUAGCUAGACAGGACACUUACCGUUUAGUUGCUCCUAAAUUUAAAAACACACUGCACAGACAGAUUUUUACCUUCAUUUACACUCAAGAGCACACAUGCAUCAUUUUAAAAACAGGGAUAAUUUAUUAACAGCUUUCUGGCAGAAGUCUGAUCAGUUGACUGGUAGUGCAAUCUACUACUGAAAUGUAUGUCUUUGUCCUGUUUUAUUUUUUGUCUUGAUUUUUUUAAUAGAUUAAGUUUGAUGGGUUGGCAGAGCUUUGCUAUUAAUUUAAUGAAUUUUAUUUUAUAAAGUGUUUUUUUGAAGAAUACAAAUGACAUUGCACUGACAUUUAAAAAAUGUACAUAAAAGUGUUUUGUAAAUAAAUCUAUAAAAAAAUAUGUAUUUGACUAUGAACUGUAAAAACUGUAUCUGUAGUUGUAUAUGAGGUGAAGCUGUUGAUCUGUAACAAUUAUCCAAGACCAAUUAAAUACAGCAGAAGCAAUCAGAAUCACA
Molecule: messenger RNA, 6448 nt
Organism: Alosa sapidissima (American shad)
Lineage: Eukaryota; Metazoa; Chordata; Actinopteri; Clupeiformes; Clupeidae
Gene: usp32
Product: ubiquitin specific peptidase 32
Biological process (GO): protein deubiquitination
Cellular component (GO): Golgi apparatus
Molecular function (GO): cysteine-type deubiquitinase activity
Source: RefSeq, a predicted model, not a curated record